Messenger RNA from Thrips palmi, 1240 nucleotides. Its product is annotated as gustatory and odorant receptor 22-like. Gene Ontology annotation, biological process: sensory perception of taste. The coding region runs from base 72 to 1205 and encodes 377 amino acids. NCBI's taxonomy places the organism in Eukaryota, Metazoa, Arthropoda, Insecta, Thysanoptera, Thripidae. The record is from RefSeq and is a predicted model, not a curated record. The transcript has 7 exons. Gene Ontology annotation, cellular component: membrane.
ACGGCGUCCCCGCCGCCCAGGCCGGCCCCAAGACCACGUGCGCGCUCAAGCAAGGGCUCAUUUGGGAGCUCAUGCCCAUGCUGUGGCUGCUGCGCUUCAUGCUCAUGCUCCCCAUCUCCAUCGCGGAGGACGGGAAAAUCCGAUUCCGCUGGUGGUCCCUGCCCGUGGCGGUCACCUUCCUGGCGUGGCUGGUGAUUGCCGUGCUGGGCGUCUUCUCCGUCCACGUCCACCUGGACCCCAUCCGCGGCGACAACAAGCACUUCCACGUGUGGGAUUUGGUGCCGCAGUACUGCGGCGCCUUCAACACGUGCUACAUCUUCUGCCUGCCCUAUACCUCCUGGGCGGCCACGAGCAAGGCCAUCUCCAUGCUCGACCAGUGGCAGCGCGUCGAGGACCUGGUGUCCGUGCUGCGGGGCAGCAUGCCCGUCCCGGGGCUGCGUCGCCGCGUCUGGUUCUACUCCUUCCUGUCCAUCUCCAUGCCCGUGAGCAUGUUCCUGCUGACGCUAAACCAGAAGUACGCGUCAGACGAGCCCUGGAUGGCGCCCAUCACGAUCCACCUGUUCGGGUACAGCAUGCUCGCAGCCUGCUUCUGGAACCUCAGCUGCCGAGGCCUGGCCGCCGUGGCGAGGCAGCAGGCCUCCUUCCUGGUGGAGGACUUCCAGCGGCUGGGGGUCCAGGCUCUGCACAACCACCGCUCGGUCUGGCUGGGCAUGGUCCGGGUGCUGGACCUGCUGAGCUGCUGCUGGGGCCGCGUCCACUCCAUGCUCUUGCUGAUGUCCUUCGUGUCCUUCGUGUCCGUCUGCUUCUUGCUCAUCUGCCUGCUGGUGGAGAAGGACUUCGACCGCCGCUUCUUCUGGCUCAUGGCCGUCGUGUGCUACUGCUUCAGCAUCACCGCCAGCGUCUGCAACUCGGCGCACAUCGCCACGGACGCGAUGCGCAGGCCCACCAUGAAGCAGCUGCUGCAGCUGUCGCUGACCCACAGGGACAAGGCUACGUUGACGGAGAUUUGGCGAUUUUUGUAUGACAUAAAUAUUUCAUCCCCCAAAGUGACAAUCACGGGACUGGCUAUCCUCUCUCGCACGAGCAUUAUCUCGUUCUUUACCCUGGCGAACACGUACAUUUUCGUGGUGUCCCAGUUCGCCAUCUCCGUGGAAAACACAGAAUCCAACUUCAGCGAGGACCCCUUCCUGCUGGACGAUUAUUAAAGGGAUUGAAGGAAGAAGGACCUCGUCUUGUCGUA